GCAUCCAUUUGCAAAAAAAGGAAGCAGGUGAAGUGAGGUAAUUGGUCAGACACAUGAUUUACUGAGCGCGGGGAUGUGAGCACUGACAGAUUCGAUGCGUAAUUACUGUGAAACUUUAAAGAGGCGCGCGCUCGUGUUGCUUUUACGUCGAUGAGGUGUAAACGUAAAGCUUGUGUGCAUGAGUGAGACCUGGCGGCGCAGUUAAUAUAUCUCUCUGAAUAAAGAUAAACACAAGCUUAGGAGGAACUUGCAGAACUUUUUGCCCUACUAAAGUAGGACAAUGCCUGUUCGACGGGGACACGUUGCGCCUCAGAACACCUUCCUGGACACCAUCAUUCGCAAAUUCGACGGUCAAAAUCGCAAAUUCAUCAUAGCCAAUGCUCGAGUUGAAAACUGCGCCAUCAUCUUCUGCAAUGAUGGAUUUUGCGGCAUGUGCGGCUACACGCGUGCAGAGGUCAUGCAGAAGCCGUGUACCUGCAGCUUUCUGUAUGGACCGCAUACUGGACGACCUGCCAUGUCCCAGAUGGCCAAAGCCUUACUGGGCUCUGAAGAAAGAAAAGUGGAGAUCUCCCUAUACAGGAAAGAUGGUGUGUGUUUGCCGUGCUUUGUGGAUGUGGUUCCAGUUAAGAAUGAGGAUGGUUUAGUCAUCAUGUUCAUCCUGAACUUUGAGCUGGCAGAUCAACAGGACAGACCCCUCGACAGCUCACCGGGCAGAGACAUCAACCCAAAACACACCAUCCCAUGGCUCUCUAAAGCAAGAAGACACCGUCUCAGGUUGCCUCUGCCUUUGCUGCGUUCCCUGAGUGGCAGUAAACAGUCUCUGCAUGAAGAUGCUGAAAAAGGCUACGUGCAGCUGAUGCCCCAUAUGGGCCAUGAGUCAGUAGCCCUGGACAAACUGCUCUCCCUGCCUGAGCGUUCUGCAUUCGGAGGAUCUCAGCUGUUUAUGUGGGAAGAUAAGGCUCAAAAUGAGCCUGAAAGUGAGCCACAGCCAUCAGAAGUGUCCCCUCCCCUGCCUCAGGGCUUCUCUCAGUCCUCCCCUCGUCUGCACAACCUCACCUCAGAGGCAUCUCCGUCCAGCUGCAGCAUGGCACACAGCCACUCCUGCGAGAGCCUGUGUGGCAUGCGGCCCUCACCCUCCACCAAUGACUUCAACUGGGACAGGAAACUGCCCGUCAGACCCAGUAGCACAGGUGCCAUGCACCGCAAAGCUAGCUUGCACAACGCUACUUCCGACUCAGAUCUCAUUCGGCUCCGGACCUCAGUUCAGGGCCCCCGAAUAUCACACAGCUUAAUGGAUAUGAAACCGGAUCCCUUAAUUGCUGUUCCACCUGGUGAGAUUGACAUCAUUGCCCCGGGCAAACUGAUAGACCGGACCCAUAAUGUGACCAAGAAAGUCACUCAGGUGCUGUCUCUAGGUGCAGAUGUCCUCCCUGAGUAUAAGCUCCAGGCUCCCCGAAUCCACAAAUGGACCAUUUUACACUACAGCCCCUUCAAGGCAGUCUGGGACUGGGUCAUCUUGCUGCUGGUCAUCUAUACGGCAAUCGUCACACCUUACUCGGCUGCAUUCCUGCUCAGCGACGAGGAAGAGGCUGCCAUGCAGCGCUGUGGCUACUCUUGCAGUCCACUCAACGUGGUGGACCUCAUGGUGGAUAUCAUGUUCGUAGUGGACAUUGUGAUUAACUUUCGCACAACCUACGUGAAUAGCAACGAUGAAGUGGUCAGCCAGCCCGGCCGAAUAGCCAUCCACUAUUUUAAAGGCUGGUUCCUCAUUGACAUGGUGGCUGCCAUUCCUUUCGACUUGCUCAUUUAUCGCUCUGUAGAAGAUACAACAACUCUGAUUGGCCUACUGAAGACUGCUCGGCUGUUGCGAUUAGUGCGUGUGGCACGUAAACUCGAUCGCUACUCCGAGUAUGGAGCCGCGGUGCUCUUUCUUCUUAUGUGCACCUUUGCACUAAUUGCCCACUGGCUGGCCUGCAUCUGGUAUGCUAUUGGGAAUGUGGAAAGGAGCGGCCCGUCUCGGAUCGGUUGGCUUGAUUCUUUGGGUGAACAGCUGGGGAAGCCAUAUAAUAUCACAAAUCCUUCAUCAGGACCCUCUAUUAAAGAUAAAUAUGUCACUGCCCUGUACUUCACCUUCAGCAGCCUCACCAGUGUGGGCUUUGGAAAUGUCUCCCCAAAAACCAACUCUGAGAAGAUCUUUACCAUCUGUGUCAUGCUCAUUGGAGCGCUAAUGUAUGCUAGCAUAUUUGGAAAUGUGUCAGCCAUCAUCCAGAGGCUGUACUCUGGCACCGCGCGUUACCACACUCAGAUGCUACGGGUUCGGGAGUUCAUCCGUUUCCACCAGAUCCCCAACCCACUCAGGCAAAAACUGGAGGAGUAUUUUCAGCAUGCUUGGUCCUACACUAACGGCAUUGACAUGAAUGCUGUGCUGAAGGGGUUCCCAGAGUGCUUACAGGCAGACAUCUGUUUGCAUCUAAAUCGUACAUUGCUACAGAACUGUAAAGCUUUCAAGGGCUCCAGUAAAGGUUGCUUACGUGCUUUGGCUAUGAAGUUCAAGACUACACAUGCUCCACCAGGAGACACCUUGGUCCACGCUGGUGAUGUGAUUUCAGCGCUAUACUUCAUUUCUCGUGGCUCCAUUGAGAUCUUAAAGGGAGAUGUGGUAGUGGCCAUUCUAGGCAAGAACGAUAUAUUUGGAGAGCCCAUUAAUUUAUAUGCACGUCCUGGAAAGUCAAGGUCUGAUGUGAGAGCACUGACGUACUGUGACCUGCAUAAAAUCCACAGAGAUGAUAUAGUGGAGGUCUUGGACAUGUAUCCAGAGUUCUCAGACUACUUCUGGAGCAAUCUGGAGAUCACCUUUAACUUGAGAGAUACUAACACUAAAGCUGGGUCAAUGAGCAGUGACCCUGACGAUUCUGACCAUGGCUGUCUUGACCAUCACACACGAAGAGCAAAGCUUUUCUUCAAGUCCAAAAGAAACUCUAUCCCACAAGUAGCAGAUACAGAGAAGACGGAAGAAAAACUCAAUAGGACGACUUUCAGAACACAGAAUUUAAGCAAGCAGCACAAGGACAGACAAGCUGCUCAUCGGGACUCAGACAUUUUUGCCUCCCAGUCCAGCAGUGAUGAAGAGGAAGAGACUCUGCAGUCCACUGCAAUAGUAGACUGCUCUCAGAGCCAUUUCACUAGUAUCAGCAAUGCUAACAGUGACAAGAACCACAACAGCAGUAACUCUUUUAAUGCACUGUCAGGAGCUCUUUCGGGGGUUUCUAACAUCUUCAGCUUUUGGGGGGACAGUGGUGGCCAUCAGUACCAGGAAGUACCCAGCCACAGUAUGUCUUUACCCUCAUCUUCAGUGCCCUCCAAUACUGUCCUGCACAGUGUUACCCAUCGUCAUUGCACUGAGGUAGAGAAUAGACUGGAAAUGAUGCAGAGACAGCUCCACAGAUUGGAGAAGCGCAUGUCAACAGACAUGGGGGCCAUAAUGCACUUGCUUCAGAGGCAGAUGGUGCUGGUUCCACCGGCCUACAGCUCUGUGACAUCCCCUAUAGAAGCAUCUUCAAAUCCACCCAAACCAGGCCAGAAACUGGUCCAUCCUGUCAACCUUUUGGAGACAGAAACGCCAGCCAUUCUCUCUGAGAUACUUGAUCCCCAUGAAUUUGCUGACAGUCCCAUAAAGUCCAGUGAAAGUCUGUCAGGGGCAAUGGAGCUCCAGCUCUUGGACUCUUCCUUACAGCCCUCCUCUGAGACUCCUUCUGGGUCUUAUUCUGAAAGAUGGCCAUGUAGCAUGGGCCACAAUGACCCUGAUUGUCUUACAGCACACACUGACCAGCAACAAAUAGUCAUAGCUGAUCAAGGUAGUUCUAGUUUUUUGGAUGCAGAGCCUAUUGGAACUGUUCACCAUCCACAAGCUGGACUGAGGUUAGAUUUGGAGUGUUCAAGACGCCUAUCAUUGCCAGUGCAACAUCAUGUAGAGGAUGAUUCCUCAAUCCAAAAACGACAUGGCUCUAAUCCUGGGUGUUAAGAUUGAAACUUUUGUUCAGCAUGUCAGUGGAAAACAAUGCAUACAUCCUGACUGACCGCAACAAUGUUGGCAGGAUGUUUUGAAGACCUUCUACUUCAGGUUCAUAUUAAUUACCUCAGAAAGUCUAACAUAGAGGCAUCAUUAAUGUCCCUGUAGAUUGGUACAUUUGUGUUAGCUGGUCUAACAAUGCUUGUUGUUUUUACCUGCCUCUCACUGAAAAUGUUCAAUUUUACGAAAGUGUUCACUUGUUAUUUUGAGGUGUAAAUGUAAUGAUUUAUAUUAGCAUAUCAGUUUUUUAACAGUGUGGUUUUGUGUUGAAUUGAUGAUUGUUUGUUUGGAAGUCUUGGACAAUCUGUAGCAAUACACUGUAAAGUCUACAGAGUAUGAUUUAUUAGUGUUUAAAUGGACAUUUGGAAACUUCAAAUCUCAGGUGGACGAACCCCAAGCUCAUCUCUAGUAGCUAAAAUACCUCAGAGUGAGUGAUUCCAGGGAAUAAUGGUUAAUCCUUCUGAAUAACAUGCCAGUAGUUUACAUGACUGAAAGCAUUGUUUAUAUCUUUCAGGCCAUCCACUGUAAAGAUUUUCCUUUGAGAAUAAGUUAUUACUCUAAAUAUAUAAUCAUCAGUUUGGCCAUAGGGUCAAAACGUGUUAAAUGUGAUUUAGACAGAUUAUGACUAAAAUCCAUUUUGAUCAUAAUCCAUAUCACUAGUACAAUUAGUGUUGAAAUAUACAUAUAUAUAUAAAACAUAUAUGAUCAGUUGGCACUGGUUCAUGCCAAACACAUCCAGUAAUAAGCCAUACUAUAAAUGUGCUAGAAAGAUAUUUAUAGGGAAUGUGGUAUAUAGAAAGGGUAUAGCUUGGAAUGUGCAUAUGUAUUAUAACAUCCUAAGUAGGAAUAUUUAUUGUUAGCUUACUAUAAACUGAUUAUUGUGCAGAUUUUAUCUCUUAAUAACUGAUAAUCACAUU
Messenger RNA from Sinocyclocheilus rhinocerous, 4986 nucleotides. RefSeq names its product potassium voltage-gated channel subfamily H member 6-like. Gene Ontology annotation, molecular function: inward rectifier potassium channel activity. The record is from RefSeq and is a predicted model, not a curated record. Gene Ontology annotation, cellular component: plasma membrane. Bases 281 to 4021 code for a protein of 1246 amino acids. NCBI's taxonomy places the organism in Eukaryota, Metazoa, Chordata, Actinopteri, Cypriniformes, Cyprinidae. The transcript has 15 exons. Gene Ontology annotation, biological process: membrane repolarization during cardiac muscle cell action potential; regulation of heart rate by cardiac conduction; potassium ion transmembrane transport.